UUAAUAAUGUUUUUAAGUCAUGAUUAAGCCCACCUUCUUCUUCAACAGUGAGCGCACAUGCUGCUCCAGUGGGAUGUGUCUGCAGCCUCCAGUGGGCAGCAGCAGCAGCUGCAGCAGCAGCAGCAGUCAGUCCUGCUGGCUGCUCUGUGCGACCAGGAUUGGACAGACUGAGUCACGUUGUCCGUGAAGCUGUCAGUCCGAUGCUGCACCAUUGUUCCCCCAGCAGCCGGAAGGAGUGCUUGCUUGCUUAAAGCACUGUUGUAUGCGUCAAUUGUGCCGGUUCGUCCAGUAAUAGCACCUCGGGAAGCAGCUUUUUAAAUGAUCUCACAGCGGUGGAGGAUUUCUGCAGAGGAGAACCGGUUUAGGGGGAAAUAGUGAAGUCCAUUGAGAGACAGAGAGAGAGAGAGAGAGAGGGAGAGAGAGAGAGAGAGGCGUCAUUGACUGGAUCCUGAUGAUAGGAACGAAAUGAAUGAACAGAGGCGGGUCGCUGCAGUGUAACAUAUUUUGCUAAAGCCACAUUUAUGACUGUGUGGCUGUGCCGCUGUGAGACGAGGUGAAAGGAGUCACAGUCUGCCAGUGGAUACAGGUGCAGAUGCGGCGGGCCAUGAGUGGAAUACUGAAGAGGAAAUUCGAGGAGGUGGAAGCCUCCUCCUCCCCGUGCUCUUCCUUGCGGGAGUCUGAUGAUGAGGUCUCCUGCAGUGAGAGUGGAGAUAGCAGUGACAGUGUCAACCCCUCUGCCUCGGGCCCUUUCACCCCUGACUCGAUAUUGAAGAGAGAGAAGCGCCUGCGGACGAGGAGGGUUCAUUUUGAGAAUGUGACCGUGUACUACUUCAGCCGGCGGCAGGGCUUCACCAGCGUGCCCAGUCAGGGAGGCAGCACGCUGGGCAUGUCCAACAGGCACAGCUGGAUCAGGCAGUACUCCCUGGGUGAAUUUGCCGUGGAGCAGGAGAGGAUCCACAGGGACAUGCUCAGAGAUCACCUGAAGGAGGAGAAACUCAAUUCAAUCAAACUCAAGCUGACUAAGAAUGGCACGGUGGAGUCGGAAGAGGCCAACACGCUCACGGCAGAGGACAUUUCAGACGACGACAUUGAUCUGGACAACACAGAGGUAGAUGAGUACUUCUUCCUGCAGCCUCUUACCACUAAAAAGCGCCGGGCGCUGCUGCGCUCCUCUGGGGUAAAGAAGAUUGAUGUGGAAGAGAAACAUGAACUGCGGUCUAUCCGGAUGUCCAGAGAGGACUGCGGCUGUGAUUGCAGAGUCUUCUGUGACCCAGAGACCUGUGCCUGCAGCAUCGCAGGAAUCAAGUGCCAGGUGGACCGUAUGUCAUUUCCAUGUGGCUGCACAAAAGAGGGCUGCACCAAUUCAACUGGGAGAGUGGAGUUUAAUCCCAUCCGUGUUCGGACCCAUUUCUUGCACACCAUAAUGAAGCUGGAGCUGGAGAAGAGCCGCGAGCAGCAGCAGGCGUCCCCCGCCAACGGUUACCGUAGCGAAACGAGCGACCUGGGAGGAGGAAACCCUCUCGUUCAGUCCCAGCACAGGUUGGAGUACUCUCUAUCGGACGCCGUUCCACAGACGGCCAGCAUGCACCUGCAGGCCACCGCGGACGAGAUGGAAGAACCGCUAGACGAGGAAGAAGAUGAAGAAGACGACGACGAGGAGGAGGAAGAAGAAGAGGAUAACGACGAGGACGACGAGGACGAGGAGGAUAGUAGCAGUGUUUGCAGCGGACUGUCUGACUCCAGCACCCAGAGCUUAGCCAACAGCGACUCGGAGGACGAGGAGGAGGAUGAUGAAGAUGAAGAGAAGUCAAAGAACUUUCAGGGCGAUGCGACGACCCCGUCGGUGUCUCACACUGAGGUUGUCCCCUUGUCCUCCGUGCUGUGUUACAACGACGGCUCCGUAGCUCAUGACAACCACAUGAACGGGAACACUUAUUUAAUGAACUCCUCUUCAGCUGAGUACUUUCAGCUGGGGAGCUCCAGCGCCGUCGCUAACGGCCAAACCGGCCGACCCAGUGAACCCUACGGGGAAGCCUUAGCAUUCCAAGAUCCAGUCAGCACGACCAACGGCAGCGCGGCCACAGGACCAUUCGACAUGUCUGCCGAGCAGUACACGGACUACUCGAAUCAGGCUGAGGAACAAUACACGGCUAAUCACCAUUUCACUCUGACCAAUGGUGCCCCUGCUGCUGCCCCCGUGACCUGCUACGAUCAGGAGAAGAAGGUGUCGUCCAAAGCAGCGUUUGUGGAGCAGCCCGACACCCAGAGCCAGACCCAGUUUCAGAACUACCUGAACAAUAAUACCCAGGGUUCCUACAGCAGCUCGUGUAUGACAGCUGAAAAGCCACAGCAAGAGUCCAGUGUUAACGGCCAUUCUGACCUGACCUUACUAGGAAACAACACUAAGAACCUCCCUUUACCAGACCAUUGCCCCGAGGUCACAGCCAUUUAGUAGGCCUUCACCUUUUCAAGUGUUCUUUCAUUAUUACGUCUUUACUUGAGCCUGACCAAGUGGUAUUUUAAGGGAACAUAAUCAUGGCCUUUUUUUGCAUUAUAUGACCUGAAAUUUCAAAGCAAUUUACAGCACCCGUAGUACAUUUUCAUCUGUAACUAUAAAGCCAUAGGUGUCAUGAUGGAAAUGUUUUAAUUAUUCGCUCCUGAAGGUUUCUCCACUACGGUGUGUGCUUAACUGCAAGAUGGAACAGAUUAAAUAUAAAACAUUUUAAAACAUCAGUUAUGUCAUGCCGUGCUAUGUAUCUUGUAAUUUCAGAUGUAAAGUUCUAGUUUUAAGCAGAUAUUGUACUGUAGAUGGAACUUUUCUAUGUCUACUGUAUGUGUCAAAUGUGCAAAAAAAGGUUUAUUGUCAGUUUAUUUAUUGUUUCGGAAUUAUGUGUAUACUUAUAUAUUGUAAAUGUUUUGAUAAUAAGCAUGCUGUUUUGGUAAUCUCAGUGACAUUUAGGGGGUGGGGGGGGAAAUCGCCAUUGUUUUAUAUAAAAAUGUGUCAUGAACAUAAUGUAAAUUUCUCUUCUUUUUGUCCCUAUUAUAUGCUUUUUCUAUGGUUUUGAAAAGCAUGAAAAAGCCUGAAUUCUUAUUUGUAUGUUUGGAAUACAAUAUCAAUAGCAUAAAAUGUCAAGAAAAUCAAUUCACAGCCUUUUGCACCCGUGUGUGGGGGUCCAGUGGCAUGCAGUUGGUUUUAACUGAUUAAUACUUGGAACGAUGGAAAAAUAUGGCCCCUCACUUUUUUUUUUCCUCCACUGUUCACUCUUAUAAAUAUCAUGGUGCCACUACAAAUAAAGAUUUAUUCUUUGAAGCAUUUCAGUGAUACAGGGAUAUUAAUAAAGUAGCACUUUGACAUAUCUCCGAAAGUAUGAGAAGCUUUUUAGAGAAGAACCUCAAUAAAGUGGAAUGACAUUUCUUUUAAUUGACUGCCAUGGCACUUGAUAUUGUACUAAAAGUAAAAAAAAAAUGCCACUUUUGAUAAUUGUAUAUGGGGGAAGCAAAUGUUCAAGGUUGACAAUCAAAGCUUAUUAUCAGACAUGAUUCAUAUCAGUAAUUAACAGCUACACAAUAGGACUCCUGAGUCCCACGAGCCAUUGAAAAUGACUUAACAGCCAGAGAAACCUGUACCAAAAAUCUGUAAAUAACCUUUUAACAGAUCUUUAUAAAAUCACUGACAAAAGGGAAAUUGGAGUGACCGCUCAACAAUUGGGGGACUGCAAUAAUUUAGUGAAUAGUAUUAUUGUAAUAUGUUGCUGAAGUUCUUUACCUUGAGCUCUCUGCUCCUGCAUGAAUACAGAUAUUUGUUCUAAGCUUGCAAAUAUCUGCCCAUAUUUUAUAAUCAGACGGGUCAGUACCAGGUGGUUCUGUGUGACUGUCGAGUUUCUGGGACGUCUCCUAACACCUCGUUGGUACAAAGGAAGUGACCAGACUGCUUUAAGGCAAUCAGUGGCAUCAACAUGGCCUAUAGUACAGAUUAACCGUGCCAAAGCAUACAGUGUGAGAAGGCUAGAUACAAGACACAGCAUCCAGUUAAGAAUCCUGUGUUGGGUUUUUAUUUUCCAGUAUUUAUUAUGAAUGAUAUAUUGAAAUGUGUAUUUAUUGUGGUUUACUAAAAGUCUGUAUUAUUGAGUAAAUUGCUUCACUAUCUUAAAAUUGUCUUUUGUUUCAUGCUGGUUGUGAGUUGUAAAGCUUCAUGUGCCUGAUUUAUUUCAUUCUAUUUCUUAUUCUGUGAAAUGCAAACGUUUUGCACAAAUUGGUAAAAUUUUUUCAAUGUGUUUGGUUUUUCCAACUGUAGAUAGAGCAAACUUUGUUUUUCAGUUGUUUCAUUUUUAACUUGGUUUUGAAAUAAAUUGAAUUAAACAUGCUA
This is a messenger RNA of Sebastes umbrosus (honeycomb rockfish), 4366 nucleotides long. It is a transcript of the gene csrnp3, whose product is annotated as cysteine-serine-rich nuclear protein 3. Bases 593 to 2452 code for a protein of 619 amino acids. NCBI's taxonomy places the organism in Eukaryota, Metazoa, Chordata, Actinopteri, Perciformes, Sebastidae. Gene Ontology annotation, molecular function: DNA-binding transcription factor activity, RNA polymerase II-specific; sequence-specific DNA binding. Gene Ontology annotation, cellular component: nucleus. Gene Ontology annotation, biological process: regulation of transcription by RNA polymerase II. The transcript is spliced from 7 exons. The record is from RefSeq and is a predicted model, not a curated record.